AUGGGACAAGCCCGCCGCCCGCCCUCCCGCCCUCCCGCCCGCCGGCCCACAGCCCCUGGCCCUUCCGGCCCAGCCACGGCGAAACAGUACGAUGUGCUGUUCCGGCUGCUGCUGAUCGGGGACUCCGGGGUAGGCAAGACCUGCCUGCCGCGCGGCUUCACCGACGAGUUCCACUCCUCGCACAUCUCCACCAUCGGUGUUGACUUUAAGAUGAAGACCAUAGAGGUAGAUGGCAUCAAAGUGCGGAUACACAUUUGGGACACAGCGGGGCAGGAGAGAUAGCAGACCAUCACAAAGCAGUACUAUCGACGGGCCCAGGGAAUAUUUUUAGUCUGCGACAUUAGCAGUGAGCGCUCUUACCAGCACAUCAUGAAGUGGGUCAGUGAUGUGGAUGAGAAUGCACCAGAAGGUGUCCAGAAGAUCCUUAUAGGGAAUAAGGCUGAUGAAGAGCAGAAACGGCAGGUGGGAAGAGAGCAAGGGCAGCAGCUGGCUGAACAGUAUGGCGUGGACUUCUAUGAAGCAAGUGCCUGCACCAGCCUCAACAUUAAAGAGUCCUUCAUGCGCCUGACGGAGCUGGUGCUGCAGGCCCACAGGAAGGAGCUGGAAGGUCUGCGGACACGCGCCAACGAUGAGUUGGCUUUGGCGGAGCUGGAGGAGGAUGAGGGCAAACCCGAGGGCCUGGAGAACUCUUCGAAAACCUGUGACCCUGUGGAAUCUCGGCCGCUGCUCCUCCCCCUGCCUGGGUCCGACAAGCAGCCUCGCCCCCCUCCCCCGGCCCUCCCCCCCGGGAUGGCCCCCUCCAGCCUGUUUCCCCAGCCACAGGCCUGCCUCGAGCCCCUGAUGUGCUACGAGCACCGCCUCACUACCCCGAGGUCCCAGACGAUGGCCCAGUCUGGAGUCAAGGCCACUCAAGCCCAGAAAAGGGCACGCUGCUGUGCCCUGGUUCGGGAGUGGCCAGUCCUCACUGCCCAAAGCAAACAACUGACAUAUGGCAAAGACGAGGCGGCAGCCCAGCUCCACCAGCAGUAG
Messenger RNA from Eubalaena glacialis (North Atlantic right whale), 1029 nucleotides. Its product is annotated as ras-related protein Rab-15-like. Gene Ontology annotation, molecular function: GTP binding; GTPase activity. The transcript is spliced from 3 exons. Lineage: Eukaryota; Metazoa; Chordata; Mammalia; Artiodactyla; Balaenidae. The record is from RefSeq and is a predicted model, not a curated record.